Melanotaenia boesemani (Boeseman's rainbowfish) is the source of this 2241-nucleotide messenger RNA. RefSeq names its product solute carrier family 5 member 10 (gene slc5a10). Gene Ontology annotation, biological process: transmembrane transport. The record is from RefSeq and is a predicted model, not a curated record. Lineage: Eukaryota; Metazoa; Chordata; Actinopteri; Atheriniformes; Melanotaeniidae. The transcript is spliced from 13 exons. Bases 146 to 1702 code for a protein of 518 amino acids. Gene Ontology annotation, cellular component: plasma membrane. Gene Ontology annotation, molecular function: D-glucose:sodium symporter activity.
GGGCUCAGGUCUGUUUAUUGGUCUGGCUGGGACUGGAGCUGCAGGCGGCAUCGCUGUUGCUGGUUUUGAAUGGAAUGCCACCUAUGUGUUGCUGGCGCUGGCCUGGAUAUUUGUGCCUGUCUACAUUUCCUCAGGGAUAGUCACAAUGCCGGAGUAUCUGGGGCGUCGUUUUGGAGGCGAGAGGAUCCGGACCUACCUGGCUGUUCUGUCACUGCUGCUGUCUGUCUUCACAAAGAUAUCGACUGACCUGUACUCUGGAGCCUUGUUUGUUCAGGUGUGCCUGGGAUGGAACCUCUAUCUGUCCACUGUCCUCAUGCUGGUGGUCACUGCCCUCUACACCAUUGCAGGCGGCCUUGCUGCUGUCAUCUACACAGACACUUUACAGACAUUUAUCAUGAUCAUAGGCGCAAUCAUCCUAACAAUUACUGCUUUCAACAAGAUUGGUGGUUAUAGCAACUUGGAGCGUGUGUACAGCAUAGCGGUGCCAAGUAAGAUCAUCCCCAACAGCACCUGUCACUUGCCACGGCCCGACGCCAUGCAUCUAUUCAGAGAUGCCGUCACUGGAGACCUUCCCUGGCCCGGCAUGACUCUGGGCCUCACCAUACUGGCUACCUGGUACUGGUGCACUGAUCAGGUUAUUGUACAACGGUCCCUGUCUGCCAAAAACAUGAGUCAUGUAAAAGGAGCAUCUAUCUUUGCAGCCUAUCUGAAGAUGCUGUCUUUCAUCUUCAUCAUUCUACCUGGCAUGAUCAGCCGAGCUCUCUAUCCAGACUCUGUUGGAUGUGUCGAUCCAGAAGAGUGUGUGCGUGUGUGUGGAGCUGAGGUGGGGUGCUCCAACAUUGCCUUUCCUAAGCUGGUCACUGAACUCAUGCCAAGUGGCUUGAGGGGACUUAUGAUAGCCGUGAUGAUGGCCGCUCUGAUGUCUUCACUGACCUCCAUCUUCAACAGCAGCUCCACGCUCUUCACCAUGGACAUCUGGAAGAAGCACCGCCCCCAAGCAUCUGAAAAGGAGCUGCUGCUGGUUGGCAGGAUUGUGACCGUGAUCUUGGUGGUGGUGAGUGUGGUGUGGAUCCCCAUCCUUCAGUCGGCCAACAGUGGACAGCUGUACGUCUACAUCCAGUCAGUGACGAGCUGCCUUGCUCCACCCGUCACAGCUGUCUUCACGCUGGCUGUCUUCUGGAAGAGGACCAAUGAGCAGGGAGCAUUUUGGGGCCUGAUGGUGGGUUUGGUGGUAGGUGUGUGUAGGAUGGUGUUGGAGUUUGCUUUCCCUCCUCCCAGAUGUGGCAUUGUGGACUCGGCACCUAUGGUGUUACGUGGCGUACACUACCUCCAUUUUGCCAUUAUUCUCUGUGGCCUCACCGCCAUUGUGGUUGCCAUCAUAUCACUGCUUACACCGCCACCCAGCCAUGAACAGGUGUGUAAUCUGACCUGGUGGACAAUAACUGAAGAGCCACAAAGAGAAAUUCCUCUACAGAAAGUGUCCUCUGUUAGCCACCGUAGCUCCCAGGGCUCUGAGCCACAACGCCGUGGAAUCUGUGGGCAAGGGGCAGGUCUGUGCAUCUCUGCAAUACGAAACUCAGGGCAGACUCCAGCACCCAGAGUUCCUAGUGUUCGAGAGAGUGUGUUCUGGUCUAGGUUCUGCUGUGUCAAUGCACUUCUGCUAGUCAGCAUCAACAUUUUUCUGUAUGCAUACUUUGCCUGAGGGGAGGAUCAGAUUCAGCAUCCAGCCACUCCCUCCGCUUUACUCUCCAACAUGAACUACAAACUGAUUUCUCCUCUUUCAAGAAGGGCUGAAGAUAACCAUUUUUGUCUAGAUUUUGAUAGCAUCUUUAAUACACAAUGUAUUUCACGAUGUGAAGGCAGUAGUUAAAGGUUUAGGUAUGACAGAUUCUCACAGAGCAAAUGUUUUCACUAAGGCUUGACGUACUUCUUGACUCAUCUGUAUCCACUAAUGGUCAUCUUAAAAUGGUCAUCAGUGAUAGGAUAUCCAUAUACCAGUCUUUUAAAAUCAAGUACAAACAAAAGGGAAAGGAUUUUCUUCUUUCUUCCCCCCACCUUUACAAACAAAAAUGCAUUAUAAAAUGAUUUACACAUACGAUUGUAACUAAUUGUAAAAUUAAAAAGUUUGGUAACAUAACAGUAACCCAUUAAAUUGAUAAUCAGUACAUCUAUGAAGUUACACUGAAUUAAAUACAUAACUAUAUAUUUUUCUUUUUCUUCUUGUUUUCUUUUUUAAGUGAA